Rhopilema esculentum is the source of this 7195-nucleotide messenger RNA. RefSeq names its product contactin-associated protein-like 2. Lineage: Eukaryota; Metazoa; Cnidaria; Scyphozoa; Rhizostomeae; Rhizostomatidae. The record is from RefSeq and is a predicted model, not a curated record.
UUGCUUCAAAAUCAUGCAUUUAACAUUGAAAUGGGGAAGGUGAGAAGUUAUUUUCCAAAGGAAAGAGCAAACCUAAAGUUUUCUUGAAAAGUCUCAACUAUUUUUGUCCGGGAUUGUAGUCUUCAUUUACUCGAAAAAGAGCACAUAGACAAGAGCCAGUCGUUUUGUUUCUGUGUGGUACCAUGUGAAUUGUUUGCGAUUUUGCAUCAUAGACAAAUUUAAAUUUGUGGCAAGUGAUGAUGAUAAUCAUUAUUAUAAUUAUUUCAAAGACAAUUUAACCAUUAUAUAAUUUACUUUGGUUCUCGCCACUUCAGCAAAAGUGCCGUCAUAAAGAGUGCCUUGCCGAUGCCAUUGAUGCAAACUUUCUUGAUUUGAUGUACAUUUCGUAAUUUCAUUUCACUAAUUUCAUCAGCCAUAAUGAAUGUGAAGGUAAAGGGCAGGCUUGAUUAAUUAAAUCUAGUGGUUCUGUAAUUUAGACUAGUGGACGUAUUAAGUCACGGUAUGUUUGACCUGCCAUUCUAUUCAAAAUGUUGUUUCGAAACUAUGCUUGUUUUGCAUGUAACCUCUCGCUAGAAUUUGUAGUUUGUUGUCACAAGACUAAGACUUAAACCCUGAGUUAAUAGCUUUAUUUUUUACCAUAAACGAGUAUCAAUGUUUUCUAUUUCUCACAAAUUGUGUAUUACGAAUAAACAUAUUUUUCUUUCCUUGAAACAGGGAAUAAUUACAGAAACAGUUAGGUAAUUAUUAAAUCGAUAAUUUCCGUCUUUAAAUGAUAGACGUUUUUCUGGUGCGACUAACUCGCUCUGAGCAUACAACCAGCAUGUUUCUAAUCACAGUUGUUUUAUAACGCUAUAAGAAUAAAUCUAGUUUUUGCGGUAAUCACUUUCUUUACAUUUCCUUGCAAAAAAUCUUCAACACAGCGAUAAUUCAACAUUGCAGACAUGUCGGGCAAAAAUUUGCACAGGAUGAACGGUUCGAAAGAAUCUUGUAUACAUUCCCCUGCGAGAUUUGAUUUGUUUUAAAGGCAUUCUGGACAAAUACCUACCCAAGAGUAUGAUUUUCGUGGCAUGCAGAUGGUCUCUUGAGCAUCCAAUCAUACCUUCAUCCAACUACGACCAAGUCUGAUAGAGAGUCAAACUUGGCUUUAGCAAGGAUGGCAAAAGGGUAACGCAUAUUAUCUAUAUUGAUGUAGCCCUUGUAUGUAAAAGGGAAGCAAUUAUUCAUUCGUUGACAUCAAACAGCAAGUAUGUUUAAAGCCUGGUUUCCAAGCACGGAGCGUUGGAGCGAGAGUGAGCGAGCUCGGGGGAUGUUGUCACAUGAAAAUGGUAUGCCGGAGCUGCUGCUCGGUUUCCUUUCCUUUCGUACUUAUUUUUUCGUUAGAAAAGGUUACUCAGGACAAAGAAAUUGAAGUUACGUAAGAUUUAAGGGCCAUAUUAUCGAAAUGUGGGGCAUCUGUGAGACGGCACUAAGAAAAUGUUUUAUUACUACAUUAAUUCGGAAGCAAAAGUGCUAGAAUGUUUCUUUCAAACUGACUUUUUAUAUAUGUUGUUUGCCCUGAGGAGUUUAGCUACGUUAAGACUAGCUUCUUCACUUUCUGUACACCCCUUUUUAAAGGACACGUGAUCUAUUAGCCGUUGAACUACAUAUGACAAAGUUUCCACUUUUGUUAGCAAAACAGAGUUAACUUCAUUAGGUAGUUCUAAGAAUGUCAAGAGUCACUGAUAUUUAGUGAUCUUAGAACCAGUUUACAGCCUACAGUUCAAUUUGAAAUAAGAGCAACAUUAAGAACACACGAGGAUUUAAUCAUUUAAAGUUUAAUUGCUUGGCUCUUACACCGCGGCUAAAAUUAUUUGGCUAUGAUAAAAAAUUGAUUGUAUUGUUUGAACACCCUCGAAAAUGGAUUUUUAAGAUUCAAAAUGAAUUGAGAUGUGAAUCACAAAAAUAGGAACAUUUGAACCCCUGUGGUAAUAAACAUUUUGUCGCCGUGUACCUCGUUGCACACGCCAUUGCUAAUAAUUAUUAUGUCUAAAGUUUGUUUUACCAAUUAAAAUUUCUUCAUGAUACAAUGAAAAUACUGAACCUUUAUUUAUUUGAGUUUAUGUGACUUGCCAGACUGUUUUGGGAAACCUGUUUUUGUGCAGAUAUAGGCUGAAUCCUGCAUGAGUAGAGUAUUGUUUACAUUUUGGACAGAUGUAAAUAGAUAGCGCUAAAAGCUCAUUUCUUUUGUAAAAAUGAAAAACGUUUUCUGUUCCUAAGCCUGUUUCGUAUGUCAACAGUUGUUUCAUUGUAGGAUUUCAAUAAGGAAAUUGUUGCAUCUUGAACUUUUCAAUCAAAAUGCUAAGUUUUGUGUUCCAACUUCAAAUUCUUUGCUUUCCAAGCGAGUUUAAUUGUGCUAUGUUGGGCUAAGAUAAGCCAAAAUUUAUGAGUUAUCUAAGUUUUGCUUAUCAAAACAAUUGAAAAUUCUCCAAGUCUUUUGUCAAAGCAGAUAGCUUGGAGAAAAACUGCAGUACCUAGAAUUCGCCACUAUGAAUGAUUAAUUUACUUCUCGAAUUCAACAGCACGACAAUAUCUGCUAUGAGGCAAGUGUGGGAGAGAUACCGGAAAAUUUUAAAGCCUUAACUCUCUUGCAUAUCUGCAAGAGAUAACUACAGACAAAAGGAUUGGUAAGUCUGGAUGUACUUCUAUCUUGUAGCAGCUUAAAAUCAGCCAUUAGCGUUUGUGUUUACAACAAUAGUAUUUCAUGUAUCAAUACACCAUUGAGGGCGAAGCCAUUUAAUGCUGCAUCGUGCAUCAACUUAAAACGGAAAGCACCCAUCAGAAAGGAAGAAUGCUUGACACCAUUCACACGUUCAUAGCUCAUCUAUUUAUCUUUGUGCAAUCUCCGCGAGCACGCGUCGUGCGCAGAAGCCAUCUGCUACGGCCGAUUCCCCCGGUUUCGCAAAGCCAAUGGAACUGCGUGAUUGACCGCCCCUUUGUCCGAAAUUCGCAAGGAGUCAGCGAACAGGUUGAUCUUGGGAAAAAGGCUUUGAUACAACGAAGAGACACACGGGCGCUGUUGCUCCACUGAGAUGUUUGAUGUGACCGCGGAAAAGUUAUUGCAAAAGCGGAGUCUGAUACUCUCUUCUUAAACGGUCACAAGGAGACUUAGCUUAUUCAUACGGUAGUUUGACGAUUUCUACUACUUAAGAGGAUUUCAUACACUUUUUCUGAGGCUAUGAAAAAUGAUCAGCUGUUUUUGGUGGGAGCAAGCUGAUUAAAGAAGGUAACACUCAUUUGGAUUCAGAAAAUCUUCUACAGCUGAUCCCCUCUGCAGAAACUUGUAAAUUCCAAUGGAUUCGAGGAUCGUAAAAUCAACAAGACUUUUGCUAUGCAUUUUGCUUCAGCACAUAUGGCUUCUGGACCAGCAGCAAGUUUCUGCCAUGCAAGCUGAGAUGAUGACGUUUAAUGGAAGUCAACAUAUUGCCUACCCGAUACCACCCCACGAAACGGGAACAACCAGUGAUCGCAUUUUGCUUUCUUUUAAAACUGCUGAGCCCUAUGGUGUGUUGCUUUACAGCAGCAGUACGCAAGGGGACUUCGUUUCGUUGGAAAUAAUCCGAGGAAAACUGAGUUAUUCUGCGGACUUAGGCUCAAUCGGAGGCGAAAGUGGCUACCAUCAAGUCAUUGUUGGUGAUAAUGUGGCUGAUAACACGUGGCAUGAUGUCGUCAUCAUCCAAGAAGGUAAAAAGGUGACAGUGAAGCUAGAUGAAGAAACCAAGUCUAUGGUUGCACCUGGCCAAUUUGAUCGCCUGGAUCUUGAUAUUAUGUUCUAUGUUGGAGGAAUAGACAGAGCAGAGCAGAAAAGACACUUGGAUGAAUGGCUGCCAGACACUAAAAACUUCAAAGGCUGCUUGUCCAAUGUCAAGUUUCGUUCGCGUGAUAUUCUGCACAGUGCAAGGUUUAAGCUUCUGAAUACCAAGAUUUUUGGCGAGGUUUCAUUCCAAUGCCAUUCAAUCUCCUACUCCCCUUUGAGUUUUACUAGAAGCAGUUCGAAAAUUCUUCUGCAACGAGAAAAGGAGACAGAUGAAACUGUCCUGGCAGCGCGGGUCCGCACAUUUGAGGCAAAUGGGAUAAUUGCAACUAUGGCUACAACCAAAGGUCAUGUAACACUUGCAAUAAUCGGUGGAAAGGCCUUCUUGAACAUCACGUUCAAUCAACUUAUUGGGCCUGAAAAGAAAAUCUCGGUUUCACUUGGAAAGUUGGAUAAUGGUGAUUGGCAUGAUAUCGAGAUUACCAUUAUGGAGAAGAAAAACUCAGCAAAGUUGCAAGUUGGAGGACAGACAAAAGUCUACAAUUUUCAGCGUCAUUUUGAGCUCCUUAAAGAGCUCGGACCAUUUACCAAGACAGUCCGGCUAGGCGGACCAACUAUUAGUCAUCCGGGAUUUGUUGGCUGUCUGCAGAAUAUUCGUCUGGAUGGCGUAAAUGUCACGUGGGAUAGUCUCCGUCCUGCACAAAUGAAUGAAAUAUCAAAUUCUUGUAUCCCGAAAGAUCUUUGCUUUCCGAGUCCUUGCUUGAACUCUGGCAGCUGCUCCCAAGACCAUGGACAAUUUUAUUGCAAGUGUCCAAAAUCGUUGUUUAAAGGCAAACUCUGCGAACACUCGAUUUACAAGCGUACAUGCGAUGAAAUUAAGAAAGCGGGCAACACAACGAGUGGAACUUAUCGAAUCAGUCCAAAUGGAGUUGACUCGUUCAAUGUUUAUUGUGACAUGUCACAUGAACUUGGACCAGCCACAGUUAUCCAGCACAACCUGCCUAAAGACUCGCGGGUAGCUGAUGUUGCACCUUUGGGCUCCAACUACAUAUAUCGUAUAAAGUACCCUACAGGCAAACAAUCAGCUGUAGAUGUUGCCGAUGCAAGUGUUAGCUGCAGACAGUUCAUAAGGUAUGACUGCUUCGAGUCAAAGCUGCUUGAUUCUUUGCGAAGAUACAAGAGCGAGCACACUCGUGGCGGAAGAUGGGGUUCAAGAAACGGAAUCCUACAGACCUACUGGGGAGGCGCGAAGCCUGGAUCCAAAUCCUGUGGGUGUGGAAUGCCUGACAAAAGAAAUUGUGCUGCAGAUCAUCACCUAGACUGUAAUUGUGACGUAGGGGAUCGACAAUGGCGAAAUGACGAAGGUUAUCUCACAGAUAAAGAUUCUCUCCCGGUAACUAUGGUUCAAUUCAGUAUCGAUCAGCAAAAAGGCCGAAGUCAGAGGUCCUUCUUUACUGUUGGUCAAUUGGAAUGCUUUGGCACGGCCCCAUUGCCAACCACAACACCAGUGCCUACGUCGUCAUUGACAACACCCACGAUUACAAAGAAAACCUCGACGGUUAAAACCACAAAGGGCACCACUAAGAUUCAUACAGAAAAAACAACUCCUCAAAAAAUUAUUGUUAGUGUUUUCCACUCUGAAAUGCCAACUUCCACUAUGAUGGAUUCGAACAGCAGUUCAUGGAAUGCUAGUUACGAUACAGCACCAGUCAGUAAUCAGGACGAUCUCUUUCCUAAGCCCUAUUUAGUUACGAUUGUUGUUAUCGGAACUCUUCUUUGCAUUUUGCUUAUAACUCUUGUUGGCGUGCUAUUCAAAGCAAAAGUUUCAGGGUUGCUUUUCAGAAAAUCGUGUCCACCAAAGCCACGCGUGGAGAUCGAAGAAUAUGAUCCUAGGUCGAGUGUGAUAUCGUCCGAUUGGGAGUUCCGAAUUGGGACAUCAUUCCCGACAAGUACGCCAGACGAGUCUACGACAACAUCUGAAGAAGACAUGCGCGUUCGAACACUUGAGGACGUGCGUGGGAGGAGAAAGUAUGGUCGACUAGGAACAUGGGGAAGUCGUACCGCGUCAGCACCAACACUCGGUGGUAGGAUGAGAAACUCGCGAAUUAGCAUAACGGAUAGGCGUUGCGCCAGUAGGCAUUCUGCAAUACUCGGUAACGCAAACUGCAACGACCGUGACGAUGCAUCAAGCCAGCCGUACGAAACGUCCUCGGACUCAUCAAAGUACACAAUGAAGUCAACAACAAACACGUCCAACAGCAACAGUUCAAGAUUCAGUACGUGUACAGAGCAAGGAACAGCCAGUGACUGCGAAUCUCUAAAGGAUGUCAAGGGUGCAAGGGAUGAAUUGAGUGCAGAUACGCUGAAACGCAACGCACGAAAUGAAUUUGAAAUUGACGGUAGAGUCGAUUCAAUGUCGCAAGCUACAAAUGUCCAUAUGCCUGAUGUGAAAUACGCGAAUUUUCAGUCACUUGGAAACAGGCCAGAAGACCCUAGAUUCAACGGAAAUGUGUUCGUUCCAGGUAAUUACAUGAAAGUAAAUGGGCUUUCGGUGCCGUUGACGUCACAAGAUGGCGUCAAUAAACAAUAUUAUCCGCAAGUAGCCCCAAAUAGUUACACGCACCGACCUCACAUUAGAAGGAUACCACAGCCGAUGUCUCAUCCGGAAUACGGUACCCAUCUACAGCUUAUGAACACAAUCGGCCGCUGCUAUUAUCCUUCACAAAUAGGCCGGUUUAUGCCAGUAAGCAAACGACCUUUCACAUCUGAUGGAAUGCCGUUUAUGCAGCAAACGAUACAAGAAGUUGAUGUUGCUGAGGAGGAGCAAGAUGUUGAAACGAAUCUCAUUGAAGAUACCCUACCUACUAGGAAAAACAGUGGUAGCCAUUUACUAGGAAAUGGGACUUUUAGACAUGAAUUAGGGAGCGAAUAUGCAGGAGAGAACCAAGAAGGUCUUGCGCUGCUCCGUAGGCAGAUAAUAGAGAAAGCGACUACCUUAGAUGAUGCUGGUAACACGUAAAAUUUGCUUCAAAUGAAAUGGACAGCCAGUAACGCUGAAUCCUGCUCUGAUUCUUGGUAGAUUAGGUGUGCGAGGAAUAGAUUUGAUCUAUGGGGACAUUCCAGAAGUCAAGCUAAAGCCUCACUGUAGAACAAAGAUAUGCAGUAUGUUUAUUCGCCAAAACGGCAAGGGAAUGUACUGUGCUACGAAUGAAAAAUGCUUCUAGAAUUGCCAGGUGGAGAGACUGGAAGCCAUUUGGAUGAACAUUUCAAAGUGUAUUCCACGAAAAUGAUGACGUAGGGAACCAAUUUAAAACAGCUAUUACUUUGUGGAUACUCAAUAUCUAUCAGUUACUCUAAAAUAUUUGUCUGAAUUUCUGCUAUAUAAAGGCGAUACUUGUAAAAGCU